Molecule: messenger RNA, 1668 nt
Organism: Caenorhabditis briggsae
Lineage: Eukaryota; Metazoa; Nematoda; Chromadorea; Rhabditida; Rhabditidae
Exons: 5
Coding region: 1-1668 (555 amino acids)
Source: RefSeq, a predicted model, not a curated record
AUGGUUCCAAUCAAUGGAUUCUCAUUCCUAUCGGUAGGAGACGCCCUUCGAGGACCUCCAAAACCUCGUUCUCGAAAAGCUAACAAGAAAGCAAUGGCUGAUGUUAUGUCACAUCAAGGGAAUGAAGAUCAUUGGAAAUACCGGAAUCUUCGAAAUUCAGAAGCAUCUUAUGAAGCCACAGAUUCAUCGACAUCUGCUUCAUCACCGGAUGUCAUUGAAGUUUAUCAGUCAAAUCAGACAUCACCAAACGCUCCAAUAAUUCAGCCGACUCCAGAAGUCAAAAAAUCCACAUCCUUCCAUCACCCAUUUAUAAACUUGGAAACCUUCUACAUUGACAUGCAAAAAGAAUUGCCAAUGCAGAUACCAGAGGAUCUUCUAAAAGAGGGAACUCGAAACCGUCUUCUAGCUAUUCAAAGAAUGGAAGAAGCCAAGAAACGUGGAUCUGGAGCUAGAUCAGAAGCAUCUCAUGAUUAUCCGGAUGUCAUUCAAAUUGCCUCGCAGCCGCCACUUCCACCCCAGCCAGAGCAACUAUCAGUGAUGCCAAAAAAAGCGCCAAAAAAAUCGUCAAAGCCUAGAGCGCCGAAGGUACCAAGGGAAAUCUCCCCUCUAGCGAUGCCAGCUGCUUCUCCACAAGCUGUUCAAGGUUUUUCUACGAAUGGGUGUAAACAGAAUGUUCCAGCACAAUCCCCGAAUGUUCAAUCGCCUCUCUUCAUGCCAAUCACGCAACAAAUGCUUUUCCAGCCUACACAGAACUAUCCAAUGAGCCCUGGACCACCUCUUCAGAACUUUGCAACAAAUGGGUAUCAACAGAUGCAAGCUCCACCGCAGUCUCCGAUUCCAAUGCUUGCCCAGACUCAAUAUCCCAUGAGUCCACUGGCUGGACCACCAAAAGGACCACCUUCGGUGAAUCCUAAAGUCGAUAGACCCCAACUUCGAAGCUUGCUAACUGGUCAGCCGUCAAGACCGCAGAGUGAUGUUCCUCCAAUUUCUCCGCAGGUCCCAAAACAGGAAUCGCUUCUCGUCCGCAUCUUCACAGAUCCUGACUUUAAAAUUCCGGAGAGUCGCUACCAUAGUCCAUUGUCCCAGACACAAAUAGAGGAUGUUCAGAAACAAACGAUGACUGAGAAACAGCAAGCAACACCACCUCCACUGGUUCCACUAGCACCAUCUUCAUUUCUUCCACCCCACGUAUCCCCGAUGAUUCAAUCGCAACCACUCUCACCACAUAUGCCACCGAUGGUUCAUAAUGUUCAGCAGCAACCAGUACCAAUUACAGUCCCUCAGCCAGUUCCAGGCUCUGCACGAAAAAUCUACAAAAUCAGAGCGGAUGUUCUGAAGCCAAAGCCAGCGCCGAAAAAGCCGAGAGCUUAUCGCAAGCGACCAGCAGUUCCUGUUCUGGACAAUUCUAUGCAACAAGCACCACAACAACAAAUUGCUCAAGUAAACACAGUUUGCAACCAAUAUGACCCUGAAAGUGCUUUGAAGGAAUUCGAUGCGUUUGAAAUGGCAAACGACGCUGCUGGACCUUCUCUCUCCGAUGCUUUCAUGUCACGUGCCGAACCAUUGGAAACUAUCCAAUUCGAGGAGCCAGCUUCUCCUGAAACCCCGUCAUAUGAGGAGGAUCCUUUCGCAGGAAUCAACGAGCCAGAUUCCUUCGAUUUCUUCUAA